UAUCUUUACUUUUCUUUCUUUCACUCUCUUUAUAUAGCGGCCUCAGAUCAUUUUCUUUUCUCCAAUCGACUUCUACUUCUACUUCUACUCUCAACUUCGUCUGCAAUUUUUUCUCUGCUUAAUUCGUUUCUGUAAAUCUCUUAUCAGAUCAUCAUGGGUUCUGGAAAGAUCAAGAUCGGAAUUAAUGGAUUUGGAAGGAUCGGUCGUUUGGUUGCCAGAGUUGCUCUUCAGAGGGAUGAUAUUGAGCUUGUAGCUGUUAAUGAUCCCUUCAUCACUACUGAUUAUAUGACCUACAUGUUCAAAUAUGACAGUGUUCACGGUCAAUGGAAGCAUCACGACGUCAAGGUUAAGGACUCGAAGACCCUUCUCUUCGAUGAGAAGCCAGUGUCGGUUUUCGGUGUCAGGAACCCUGACGAGAUCCCAUGGGGUGAGACUGGUGCUGAGUUCGUCGUUGAGUCAACUGGAGUGUUCACAGACAAGGACAAAGCUGCUGCCCACUUGAAGGGUGGUGCCAAGAAGGUCGUCAUUUCUGCCCCAAGCAAAGAUGCCCCCAUGUUUGUUGUGGGUGUCAAUGAGCAUGAAUACAAACCUGACAUUAACGUCGUCUCCAAUGCUAGCUGCACCACAAACUGUCUUGCUCCCCUUGCCAAGGUUAUCAACGACAGAUUUGGCAUUGUUGAGGGUCUCAUGUCCACUAUCCAUUCCAUCACAGCCACUCAGAAGACCGUUGAUGGACCAUCAAGUAAGGACUGGAGAGGAGGAAGAGCUGCUUCCUUCAACAUCAUCCCUAGCAGCACUGGAGCUGCCAAGGCUGUUGGGAAGGUUCUGCCACAAUUGAACGGAAAAUUGACUGGAAUGUCCUUCCGUGUUCCCACUGUUGAUGUCUCGGUGGUGGAUCUCACAGUGAGGCUUGAGAAGGCGGCUACCUAUGACCAGAUCAAGGCUGCCAUGAAGGAGGAGUCGGAGGGUAAGUUGAAGGGUAUCUUGGGAUACACCGAGGAUGAUGUGGUAUCUACCGACUUUAUUGGUGAUAGCAGGUCGAGCAUCUUUGAUGCCAAGGCUGGAAUUGCCCUGAACGAUCGCUUUGUUAAGCUGGUCUCUUGGUAUGACAACGAGUGGGGUUACAGCACUCGUGUGGUGGACUUGAUCGUCCACAUGGCCAACACCAAAUGAAGCGUAGCUUGAUGGGUGGUGGCAACAAUUGAAGCCAAGGCAGUUUGUUCUGAAGUGUUUUUGAAAGUGCGGUCCUCUUAUGUGUCCAUCAUGGUAUAAGUAGGUAGAUGAUGAAUUCAAAUAAAUCAGGACAACGUUUUGGGUUUUACUUGAAAAUGUUAAUUGAGAACUAAUGAGUUGUUUUGUGUGUAUUAGUGUUUCUGUGUAUGGGUAAUAUAGGGUUAGGUAGCUGCUGAUGAAUUGGAAUAAGUCAGGACAGUAUUUACGGUUUUACAUGAAAAUAUCAUUUUGAGCCUGUAAUGCUGUUUAUCUGGUUUUGUUAUUCUCUUUUGAGUUUGGAAUGAUAUCCGGCCUUCCUGGCAAAUUCCACAA
Macadamia integrifolia is the source of this 1545-nucleotide messenger RNA. RefSeq names its product glyceraldehyde-3-phosphate dehydrogenase, cytosolic. The record is from RefSeq and is a predicted model, not a curated record. The transcript has 12 exons. Lineage: Eukaryota; Viridiplantae; Streptophyta; Magnoliopsida; Proteales; Proteaceae. Gene Ontology annotation, molecular function: NADP binding; NAD binding; oxidoreductase activity, acting on the aldehyde or oxo group of donors, NAD or NADP as acceptor. Gene Ontology annotation, biological process: glucose metabolic process. Bases 154 to 1173 code for a protein of 339 amino acids.